GAUAGGCACAGCUAUGAGCAAUCGCGAUUCGCGUUAUAUAUACUGCGAAUAAUAGACGAAAAUACAACGCUAUAAAGGUUGACGUUUGAUUCGCCGACGCUUACGGCUAGACAAGUCAACGGUUGGUCAAUCGUAUUUUUUUUUACCAUAUAAUCCAUUUCAUUUCGUAGCAGAGUUUCGAGAAUUAAAAUCGCUGUUUUCAUUCGCGCAUAUCAGUGAUAAUUCUGCUAAUCUCCUCGGUCGUCCGAAACACAAAAUGUAAUUCAACGAGACUGACUCGAAGUAUUUGAGUGUCUUUUUUUUGUAUUUCUAAGACGUUGCAUUUAAAUUUGUCUUGAAGAUUCUGCACAAGAGCGUCAAAGUUCUGGUAUUAUUUUAUUUCAAUCAACAAGUUCGCCAUAACCUCGAUCAUAAUUUUUAGCCUGUGAAAAGACUACGACUUGAUUUAUCAAAAUGGGUUGCACUGCUAGUCAUCACAGUGAUAAAGCUGCAGUUGAAAGAUCGAAAAAAAUUGACAAGAGUCUGAGAGCUGAUGGGGAAAGAAUUGCAAGCGAAGUCAAAUUACUUUUGUUGGGUGCAGGAGAAUCUGGAAAAUCAACUAUUGUGAAACAAAUGAAAAUAAUCCAUGAGACAGGAUAUAGCCAUGAAGAAUGUGAGCAAUUCAAACCGGUUGUUUACAGCAACACAAUUCAGAGUUUGAUGACUAUUAUAAGAGCAAUGGAGCAACUAAAAAUUGAUUUUGCCGAUCCCAGUAAAGUUAAUAUUGCUAGACAGUUCUUUACAAUUGCUUCAUCUACAGAAGAAGGAGAACUGAAUUUAGAAUUGGCAAAAUUAAUGAAAAGUCUAUGGACAGAUGCUGGUGUCCAGUUGUGUCUAUCCCGCAGUCGUGAAUAUUUAUUAAAUGAUUCAGCUGCUUAUUAUUUGAAUGCAUUAGAUCGAAUUUCUCAACCGAAUUACAUUCCAACGCAACAAGAUGUACUGAAAACAAGAAUUAAGACCACAGGAAUUGUUGAAACAAGAUUUUCUUUCAAAGGCUUGAAUUUCAAAAUGUUUGAUGUGGGUGGCCAGAGGUCAGAAAGAAAAAAAUGGAUUCAUUGCUUUGAAGAUGUAACUGCCAUAAUAUUUUGUGUUGCUCUUAGCGAAUAUGAUUUAGUUCUUGCUGAAGAUGAAGAAAUGAACAGAAUGGUUGAAUCAAUGAAAUUAUUUGAUUCUAUUUGCAACAGCAAGUGGUUUGUAGAUACUUCUAUAAUUCUCUUUCUUAAUAAGAAAGAUUUGUUUGCUGAUAAAAUAACCAAGAGUCCAUUGACAAUCUGUUUUCCUGAGUAUUCUGGAUCAAAUACUUUUGAAGAAUGUGCUUCUUAUAUACAAAUGAAAUUUGAAAACUUGAACAAGCGCAAAGAACAAAAACAAAUGUAUUCUCAUUUUACUUGUGCUACUGAUACAAAUAAUAUUCAAUUUGUUUUUGAUGCUGUUACAGAUGUAAUCAUCCAAACUAAUUUAAGUAACUGUGGUUUACUAAGCUAAUUAAUAUGACGAAUUAGCAUCAGCUGAUUAAAAAUGUUGUAUUUUUAUACAAUACUACUUUUAAAUAUUCAAUUUGAAAAAGCUAAAAUAUUAUUUAACUUUUAAAAUUAUAUGUUAAUAAUAACAGCAAUCAAAUUUAAAAAAUAGUUUGAAACUAGUGAUUGCACAUAAAUGAGUUAAUUUUUUAAAAUUAUAUUGUAUAGUAUAUUUUUGAUAAUGAAUGUUCAUGUGAAAAAACAAAAUUAACCAUUUAUUUGACUAAAUGGGAACUCAAUAGAACAUAAUACUUUCAUGACAGAGAUACUUCAUUCAUUUGAAGUUUUUAAUUUAUAGAAAUCUUUACAUUAUACUAUAAGCAUUUUGAAUUUAUAUUUUUCCAAUAAAAAGGAUAUAAAAUUUUAUUCAUAAUACUUUUUAUACAAUUAUUUUUGUAAUUGAUAGUUGUAUACAAAAUAAUAAGUCUGGCUUUAUAUUAUGUUCAAGCAAUAAUAUACAGUGCAAAAAUUGAAAUUACUCAUAAUGAAAUUAGGA
Trichogramma pretiosum is the source of this 2055-nucleotide messenger RNA. It is a transcript of the gene Galphai, whose product is annotated as guanine nucleotide-binding protein G(i) subunit alpha. The transcript has 2 exons. The record is from RefSeq and is a predicted model, not a curated record. Gene Ontology annotation, biological process: adenylate cyclase-modulating G protein-coupled receptor signaling pathway. The coding region runs from base 454 to 1524 and encodes 356 amino acids. Gene Ontology annotation, molecular function: G-protein beta/gamma-subunit complex binding; GTP binding; GTPase activity. Lineage: Eukaryota; Metazoa; Arthropoda; Insecta; Hymenoptera; Trichogrammatidae. Gene Ontology annotation, cellular component: heterotrimeric G-protein complex.